CAUUUAACUAAUCUCCACCUUAACCUUUUGUCUGUCUGUCUAACCAGUUACGCAAUCACUUAAAUUUAUAUAGAAGUUAGAAAUGAUUGAUCGGACUUCCAACCAUUACGUUCUUAUCAAACGGUCUAGUUUUUUCUAACAUGACAUCUUAGGUUCAACAACUAUUCAAAUAAGCUUUUAUAUGACAUCAUCCGAGUUGUUAGCCAAAGGAAAUUAUUAAUGUGUCUUGAUCGGUCCAUUGUCUGGCUAAGAUUGUGUACCCUUAUCUUACCAUUUUCAUUCUCUUCAGGUCAACAUUGGUCAAUCACUUUUGAAGGUUGGAUGUAUAUUUUCAUACUCCUUUCCACAUCAGUCUAAGUGGCCUGAAAUAUUAAAAGUGAGAUUUACGGGGGGAGAGGUGGUGAAAAUCAGAAUUCCCAACAAAUUUAUAGACCAAUCAGAAGCUGAGUUGAAAGAACAAAAAUUCAAUUUACUAAUUUCAUGUGCUAAGUCAUGGUUCUAAAUGUCAGUAUGAUGUUUUGAAUCACAUCAUUAAGAAGAGAGGAUCAUUCCGAAUUAUUACGUCCUUAUUUUUCUAGCUUUCGAAAUAUUUUAUCAUAACAGCGACUUCUGGUUCAGAUUACUAAAUGGAUCAAUUUAACGAUCGAUCGCAUCGAUUUUACUCACCUGGUGCCAAUGAGAUAGAUGAAGAAAAUGUAUAUCCACCGUUAGGUGGAGGACUAUACAACCAUAAUCGACUAAAUCGAAUGACAUUUUUCUCAACAACUUCAUCAAAUUCAUCUUUAGCUUCAGGAUUAUCAGAUACUAAUUUUAUUAAUUUAGAGCAAACGGCAGCUACUGGUAGCAGUAGUAGUACAACUAAUCGUUUUGGAUUUUCUGACGGAUUAAUAAAUCAGGAACAUACUGAUAAUGAUAGACAGCAUUUAAAUGUGGUCCAGACUAACAGUUCUCAUAGUUCUUCAAGAUUUAUAUAUAAUCCAUUAAAUGUUUACGAUGCUGGCGAGAAUUUACCACCAGUUGCAAAUUCUGAACGUUACAGGCAAACAUAUAGUCCUAAUUUUAUACAAAAUACUAGUGAUUCUAUUAGUAAUGAUUCUGGAGUAUCUCCAUACUGUUCAAUUGUAUCAUUCCAAAAUAAUAUGAAUGGACAAAAUUUCUGUAUUGAUUGCCGUUAUAACCAUGUAAUGAUAGGUGGACAAAUGUGUUCAUGUAAAUGUCAUAAUGAGUCAAAAGAAGUCACAACAACACCAAUACUAAAUUACGGUACCAAUACGAGGAGUGCUCAAUUUUUAAAUCGACCCUUGUCGUCUGAUAACUAUCUGACACCAACUAAAUAUUCAUGGAACAGCACCUCAUCGUUGUCAGAAACUAUGACACAUCGAGUUCUCCCUCCACUUACAAAUGCAUUAACUGAACAGUGUAAUCAUAAUUCCGUUAAUAAUCAUAAUACAUUCCGCUAUUUCGGUGUAUCUUCUCCAAUUAUGAACGAUAACUCUCCAAGUGGAUACGAUUCAUCGAAUGGAUCAUCUUCUCCAUCAGUGCUAGAUUUAACCGGUGAUGUAAGAACAGUAAAUUUUGUUUCUCACGAUCAACCUCCACUAAGAACAUGAUGACGAUGAUGCAUUUUUAAUUCUUUAUUUUAAAAUAGUCUAGCUUUCUUUCCUACAAAUGUCAAAUAUCAGAUAGUGCGUACAGAGAAAUCAUAGAAUAAAACAUGGGAGAUUAAUGAACAGUUAAAAUUCCAAAAAAGCAGAGUUUGGACGGUAUUUAUGUUGAAUGAAUUAAAUAAAAUCUUUACAAAAUUCGGAGACUAAUUAAUUACAUUAAGUAACACAGCGUUACUUCUGGUCCAACCCCUUAUUUAUGUAUUCUUUUCGUUUGUACUUAUUUUGAUAUUGCUCUUUCGAUAAAAUCAUUUAGUACUUCUAUGCAAAAAUAUUAGAAAUAUUGUUUUCCGAUCCCGGUCUCAAUGCUUUAGGUAUUUUGUUUUUUAAAAUGAAAAUUAUUGUUUUAUUCAUUUAUCCAAUUUUGGUCUUUAUAUUAAAGAAAACAAAAAGAGAUUUAUUAUACAAUCAAAAUAUCUACAUAUUGUCAACUUCCUUCACUAGAAAGCAAUUACACUCGAUCUCAUUUAUAAAUGAUCUCCGAUUACAACUGUAAUGAACUUUGUCUUUUUCAGAUAUGAAAAUUUGUAAUCAAAUGUGCAUCAAUAAUUAAUUAUUUUUCAGAUGGAAA
Messenger RNA from Schistosoma rodhaini, 2235 nucleotides. The record is from the annotation of a GenBank genome assembly. Lineage: Eukaryota; Metazoa; Platyhelminthes; Trematoda; Strigeidida; Schistosomatidae.